Molecule: messenger RNA, 1635 nt
Organism: Naegleria fowleri
Lineage: Eukaryota; Heterolobosea; Eutetramitea; Acrasida; Naegleriidae
Exons: 4
Coding region: 1-1635 (544 amino acids)
Molecular function (GO): ATP binding; protein binding; ATP hydrolysis activity
Source: RefSeq, a predicted model, not a curated record
AUGUCGGAAACAUCCCUCCUGAAAAUCAAGCUCCAAAAUAAAGCACGAGAACAACAAGAGAAGCAAAUACAAGACCGUAAAAAGGGAAUAUUGGUUUUAAUGAUCAGAUAUUUAUUUGAUAAUGGUUAUUUGGAAUCAGCAGAGAAAAUGCAAUCGGAAACUGGAAUUUCUUUGAAAAAAUUUGAUGCGGCCGAUAAUAUGGAUCUAAAUAAUGUAUUCAUUGAAUUUGAGGAAUAUUAUCAAAUGAAGUUCAUGAAAAAACCUAAAUUAUUUCGGAAAAUUCAAAGUGGAGAGGAGCCUGUGGAGUACGGACGAGUGAUGCCAUCAAAAGUACCCACCACUUCACCCUCAAAUAUUCCAAGCAGCAAACCAACAUCGACGCCGCCACCAACUAAAACGGAGCAACCACCAACAUCUAAACCGGUAGUGUCAACAAAAACGGCUCCCCCUUCAACAACAAGGCCGAAUAAGGCAACUCAGCAACCAAUACAAAAUGCUGCUGGUGCAAAUGUGAAAACAAUUCAGCAAAAAGAUGAAAAUAAGGAAAACAUUGCCAUUGAUAUUUCUGGAAGAAAAAUUGAAAACAAACCAUUACAAAAACAAGCAGUUUUGGAAAAUGAAGAGAGUGACAGCGAUGACGAUUUCUUUGAGGAUAGAUUACUAAAACCUCUCCCAGAAAAUUUGUUUUUUGGAGAUUUACGAGAGUUAGCUGAGUCUAUUCGAAGAGAAAUUAUUGUUUCGAAUCCAAUGGUCCAUUGGGAUGACAUAUCUGGGCUAAGCUAUGCAAAGCAAAUGGUUAAGGAAGCUGUGGUGAUGCCACUAAAAUAUCCACAAUUUUUUACAGGCUUGUUGACACCUUGGAAAGGGGCUCUUCUUUUUGGGCCUCCAGGAACGGGUAAGACCAUGUUGGCAAAAGCUGUAGCAACUGAAUGCAAAACGACCUUUUUCAAUAUAUCGGCUAGCUCCAUUGUAUCAAAAUGGAGAGGAGACAGCGAAAAAUUGGUUCGAGUUCUGUUUCAGUUGGCAAGACAUCAUGCUCCUUCUACUAUUUUUCUUGAUGAGCUUGACUCAAUCAUGAGUCAACGAGUGUCAGCAACAGAACAUGAGGGCUCUCGACGAAUGAAAACGGAAUUGUUAAUUCAAAUGGACGGUCUGUCGAAAAGUAAUGAUCUUGUUUUUGUGUUGGCAGCCAGUAAUUUACCUUGGGAUUUGGAUCAAGCUGUAUUGAGAAGACUCGAAAAAAAGAUUCUUGUUGGACUUCCAGAUAAGGAGUCAAGAAAGUCAAUUUUCAAAAAGUGUCUCACUUCUGACAGAGCAGACUUGACAGAAAACGACUUUGAAACUCUAGCAGAAAGGACGGAAGGUUAUUCAGGAUCUGACAUUACCCUUGCAUGCAAGGAAAGUGCCAUGAUUCCUGUUCGAAAGAUAUUCAAACAACUCGAACAAUUAGAAUCUCAAGCCAACAACAAUACAGCUCAAGGAAAGAGAGACAAUUUUGCUGCAAAAACUCAAGAAUUGCCACCUAUUGACAAAGUCAAAAUGAAAGAUAUUGAAUCCUCGCUCAGUAUCAUCAAACCAAGCGGAAACACCUACGAAAAACAAUAUGCAGAAUGGCAACAAAAAUAUGGAAUUUAA